Molecule: messenger RNA, 458 nt
Organism: Cuscuta epithymum
Lineage: Eukaryota; Viridiplantae; Streptophyta; Magnoliopsida; Solanales; Convolvulaceae
Source: the annotation of a GenBank genome assembly
GGGUGAUUCACAAGGUAAUGGAAAAAAAAGGAUUAUAAAACUUGGACCAUAGAAGAGAGUAAUGUCUUGCUUCAGCUAAUGGUUGAAAGUGCCAAACUUGGCCUUCGUGAUAUAAAUGGUGUGAUAAGUAAACAAAUGGUAGAGACCAGACUCCUUCCUAAACUUAAGGAAAAGCUUGGUUAUGAAAUUAGUUUUAAUCAUUACCAAAGUAGACUCAAAUGGUUUAAAAAACAAUACUCCAAUUACUCUCAACUUAUGCGGCACAACUCUGGAUUCGGAUGGGAUGCAUCCACAAAGAAAUUCACUGCUUCCGAAGAAGUAUGGGCUGACUACCUGAAGUCACAUAAAGAACAUGCACACCUUCGAUCAGAAACUUGUCCGGACUAUGAGGAUCUGAGAAUCGCAGUGGGAAAUGGAACUGCAACUGGGAUGGGUGCAAUUGGUCUUGGUGAAAAUAC